Molecule: messenger RNA, 1206 nt
Organism: Suncus etruscus (white-toothed pygmy shrew)
Lineage: Eukaryota; Metazoa; Chordata; Mammalia; Eulipotyphla; Soricidae
Gene: ANGPTL4
Product: angiopoietin like 4
Exons: 7
Coding region: 1-1206 (401 amino acids)
Biological process (GO): triglyceride homeostasis
Molecular function (GO): enzyme inhibitor activity
Source: RefSeq, a predicted model, not a curated record
AUGCGCUGCGCCCCCACGGCCGGAGCCGCGCUGGUGCUUUGCGCCGCCACCGCGGGGUUGCUGAGCGCGCAGGGCCGGCCCGCGCCCCCCGAGGCGCCCCGUUUUGCGUCCUGGGACGAGGUGAAUCUGUUGGCGCACGGGCUGCUGCAACUCGGCCGGGGGCUCCGGGAGCACGUGGAGCACACCCAGGGCCAGCUGGAGGAGCUGCAGAGGCGUCUGGAGACGUCACCCUCCUCGCAGUCGCCCCAGAAGGUGCACCCCGCAUCGGCUCAGGUCGCCCCAGAUGCGCUCCAGAGCCUGCAGACUCAGCUCAAGACCCAGAAUGCUAGGAUCGAGCUACUUUACCAGAAGGUGAGCCAGCAGCAGAAACAUCUGGAGAAACAGCAGCUGCGACUCCAGAAGUUGCAGAGUCAGGUGGGCCUCCUGGCUCCUCUGCACCCGAACCAUGAGAUCGACAAGUCCAGUAGAAACAAGAGGCUCCCCAAGGUGGCCCAGUUGGUGGACCCAGGUCACAACAAAAGCCUCUUGCACAGGCUGCCCCGACACUGCCAGGAGCUGUUUGAGAACGGAGAGCGGCAAAGCGGCCUCUUCCAGAUCCAGCCCAAGGGGUCCCUUCCGUUCCUGGUUAACUGCAAGAUGACCUCAGAUGGAGGCUGGACCAUAAUUCAGAGGCGCCGCGAUGGCUCUGUGGACUUUAACCAGUCCUGGGAGGCCUACAAGGCCGGUUUCGGGGACCCCCAAGGGGAGUUCUGGCUGGGCCUGGAGAAGGUUCACCAAAUUGUGGGGGACCAGGACAGCAACUUGGUCGUGCAGCUCGAGGACUGGGAAGGCAACGCUGAGUCUCUGCAGUUCCCGGUGCACCUGGGAGGAGAGGACACGGCCUAUACCUUGCAGCUCACCGAGCCUGUGGCCAGCAAACUUGGGGCUACCACCCUCCUGCCCGGUGGCCUCUCUCUGCCCUUCUCCACUUGGGACCAGGACCAUGACCUCCUCAGGCACAAGAAUUGUGCUAAGAACCUUUCUGGUGGCUGGUGGUUUGGCACCUGUGCUCAUUCCAACCUCAACGGCCAGUACUUCCACUCCAUACCCAGGCAGCGGCACCAGAGAAAGAAAGGGAUCUUCUGGAAGGCCUGGCGGGGCCGCUACUACCCGCUGCAGGCAACCACCAUGCUGAUCCGGCCUGGGGUGGCCGCCACUGCUUCCUAA